Messenger RNA from Vitrella brassicaformis, 2501 nucleotides. Lineage: Eukaryota; Vitrellaceae. The record is from the annotation of a GenBank genome assembly.
AGCCAGAGGCCGUGUGACAUUCAUUUCAUAUGGGGCCAUAUCUUUCCUUUCUGACGGACUAGCGCAUCGCUCGCCAGUCGAUGACGUUCGUUUAGCCCACGGCGGUCGCCCCGCCCCCCGUGUCUCUCUCACUGAGUCUGCACACCACACACGCAGGGCACUGCAGUGAGCAGACACACACACACACGCACACACCACACGAAUGCUGAGGUCACCAAAAUUCCCUUCGUCUGUCGAGGGCGUCGCUGCGAUGCACUCAGUCAGACAGACCGACACUAAUGCGAAUCGCUCCCGCACUCGCGAGUACCACACCAACUGAGAUCAUUUCACCUGAGGGGGGCUGGCCGGCAAAACACUGCCGGCCCUGCCUUUCUAUCACAAUCAACGCACGUACGUCACACACACACGUGCGCAUCGCUACGAUCCCAAUCGCCCGGCCGCUCGGUGUCUCACUUGGCCACACACACCAGCAAGAAAAGGAGAGGACGCAGCCGCACAGUCAGUGUGCUCACACACUGAUGGCCGUUGUGUGUCGUCGACCGGGCUGAUGAAGAAAAAAAUCAGUGAAUGCCCAAAGAGAUAGAGGCAGACAGUGACCUCCCCCCUAUUCACCCAUUGUGUGUGGUGGGACACGUAGUUACAUCAUAAAGCAAAAAGAUAACACUUCUACACACACGCAUUCAAAAGUACAUGUAUGCCGACGCACACACCAACAGCAAGGAACAAAACGAUAGUAAGAACAACCAAGCACACACACACACACACACAUACAUUCAAGGAAGCCCCUCGGCCCCUCGGUGCCUCACUCAGCCCCUCACUGAUUUCGUCAUUCGGAGAGUAAGAGAAGAUCAGUCAGUGACCUCCACACGUACCAGUAUACCAGAAAGUGAGGAGUGGGUCGGUAAGACAAGCUCGUCCCCGAGAGCAUUCCUCUCGGCACCGCCCGUUUUCGCCUGCCUCUGACUCUGAUUGUCGAGCUGACGUUGUGUGAAUUGCAUGGGCGGCGGCAACAAGUGCGCAGAACUCAUCACCACACUCGCCAGCCAACCGGCCAGCUAUGCAUGGAGUGAAUGGAUAGAUUGACCUGUCUGUGUGUCUGUGUGUCUAUGGAUGCAGCAAAAAGAGUCGACAUCCGUCCCUUAGGUGGACGUCCCAGCAGCCGCUUCAGGCCCUCCAUAUCUCCACCGCUUGAGCGACCGCCCGACAGGCUCCUUCUCGCAGAUGGACCGGAAGAUCCGGGCGGGGUUGUCUGCCGCCGAACAGGGCUCGUCGCCCCACACGCCGUUCUCAGAGGGCAGGGCGAAGCGGGGCGGGUGCGCCACCGCUAUGUAAUAUGCACACCGCUGAUUCUCGUUGUCCCAAUUGUCAGGCUGAACCACCUACAGGAAGGAAGGAAGGAAGGAAGGAAGGAAGCAGCACACAACAAGCUUUGAGUCGCUCUUCGAUCAACCACUGCAAUAAUCACUCACUUACCCAUUGGCUGUACCAAAAGGUCCCUCCAAAGUAGAAUGGCGCGUCUGUGCCGUCGAUAAACUGCCACGCGGCGGGGUUUGUGCUGUCCCGUCCGGGAACAAACCCCUACACAUACGCACAUACACACACACACACAUACGUACGUAUCCACAGGCGCAGCAAAACAGGAGAGAGGGAGGGUUACACUAACAGGCCAUGGAUACGCAUGUGUCGUUCCCCUGCUUACGGGCUUCAUUUCGACGCCGAUGAACCACUGCGUGUGCUGUGAUAUGGUCGCCUUCAUACUGGCUUCCAACACCAAAGCCUUCAGAGUCGCCAUUUCAGCCUGCACACGUUCAAACAAGCAGGCAACACACGGAUGAUUCGUAAUUCCCUCAGCCAUCAGAGCAUUUGCCGUCCGUCGGUGGCUCUGUGCGUUGCUUACCUGGUUCCGUGGCAUUGCGAGGUGUGCUCCCAUGGAUUCACAGUGGUUCCUGGCCGAGUACCAGUCCAUGAGGCGAAAGACACGUAGAUAACAACGCCCGCUGGCGAAAAUCCAUCCGCCCCCCCCGCACUCGCCACUCCCACCACGAGGGGGAACCGCGGGUGCUGCUUGAUGUCCAGGAGGGGCAGGUGCUGGUGCUGGUGCUUGUUCUGGUAGUGGUGGUGGGGGUGCCCAGUGUGGUGGCGGAGGCGCAGGGGCGGGUGCCGCCGGCGGCCCUGAUUUCAUCCACCCACAAACAUCGCAGACACAUCAGCAUGAGGCAGGCCGAUGAUAAAAGGACGAAUCAACUCGAGCAAAUGAGAGUCGAGCUCUGCUGGGCUGCCUGCCUGCCUGUACUGUUGGUUGUUGUCUGCCCUAUAUGACGUGGAUAGUCUCAUGUAUGUCCGUGUGCCUACCUUGGGCAAGUAGCGGCAUCCAGCAUAUGAGGAGCACGCCCACCAGCGCAGGGAUCAGUCCAUUGACUCUCCCGCAGGCCAUCGUCACCCACACGACUCUCGUGGAAAACUACCCUUCGUACAUGGUGGUAAAUUCGACGAGCCGUUUG